CUCCCGGGGGUAAGUUUACCGCACACGGGCGGCAGGAGAUGUGAGAGUUGUGAGCGCCAUUCCUGCUGGGAGUUGUAGGAGUGCGCCAUGUCCCUGACUGACAUUCCUUCGCCUCCAGUCGCACCCAGGACCGCAGGAAGGAGAAUGAUGGGAAGCCGCAGCCUGGUGCCCUUUGGGGAGGAAAUGUCAGAGCUACCCAACAAGCACGAGAAUUCUGGUGCGCUGGAACAGUCCAAGGCUUUUGUAACAUCUCUGCAGAAUGACUACGUUCCUGAUGAAAUUGUCCAAGCUCUGACAUCUACCGCUCACCCGAUAGACAGACCUGAUCAUGCCAAGAAGAUGAAGUCCGCUACAAAGGUUUGCCUCCGCUCAGCUGAUCAGGUUUGGCAUCACCCAUCCCGCAGGAGCAGGUUCAAGCAUUUGACAGAUCAGCCUAUUUGCCUGACAGGAGCAGGGAGGGAUAUCUCAUUCCUUUGUGAUGCUUUGCUUUUGCAAAAGAACACCAAAGACAAUACUUCUGAGCAGCCAGCCGCCGCAAGUAAUAUGCUAACCGGAUCUACGGGAGCGAGCAUUGAAGACAGUCUGCUCCCAAAGGAGUUCUAUGUUGUGAAGAACAAAGGUGUUCUGGGCCUGGAGUAUUACGAAGACAAGUAUACAACACUGCUAGAAGAUGAUGAGAAGAAAUUGCGGGUGUUCCCAUCAAUGAAACCCAGUGGACGGUCCGAGGUUCUACAGCUGAUGAAGGUAAUGGAUACCAUGCUAAAGGAGGCAGGAGUGGAUGAGGAAGACAUACGAAUGGAGGGCCCAACUCAGAUACAUAACCUAUUGGAAUUGCUGAAGACCGAACAGAAGAUUUACAACAUUGUGUUUCAUGAAAUAAUCCGUCAGGUCAGCGUGGAGUGUGCGGAGAGAGGGGAGCUGCUCGCUAAGCUCAGACAACGAUAUGUGAUGUUGCUGAACAAAAUCCCACGCCAGGUGCUGAGUCUGUACAAUGACCUGCUGGCUCAGCGCACGCUAGACCGCUGUCUAACAGAAGAAAUAAUUAAUUUCAAGAAUGCUAUGGGGGAACUGACCAAUGAGUUAUGUCAAGUGAGAGAACAUGAUCUGCGUGUGAGCAAGGAUGCAAAACAAGCCCAAGAAGAAUUGGCUAAAGCUCUGAAGGAUGCCAAGAAGAAAGCCAACCUUUUAGAAGAGUACCGUGAGUUGUAUGAGUUACAGCGGAGUCGUCUGGAAAAGUCCCUGGGUAAUCUGACCGAGGAACGCGAUCUCUGGAGUUCUGCCACGUACAGGCUGGCCAGGAAGGUAAUAGAAGAAAAUCAACUCAAACUGUCUUGCAGGCUGUACAUGAAUGAGAAGACCUGGACAAAAACUAUCAGGCACUUCAUCGUACUUUUGGCAUCAAACGACACAGUUGAGUUGUCCAAAAUCCAAGAGAUGACAGAAAGCUGGAGAAGACACAUGGCACAUUUCGACCAGGAGGUGCAACGGAAAGAAGAGUCAAGCAGGGAAAAGCUACGGCUGAUUUGCAGUGACCUGGAGAAGUGGCAUCGAUAUUUCCAAGAGAAAGUCUUCAUAGAGUGGCACUAUCAUGGGGUCCCGGAAGAAGCAUCUAAGACAAUACUGCAGGACCUGAAGAGCUGGAAAAAUAUGGCAAAUGAAGAACUACAGCAGUUUGAGGGCAAUGUGCUUUUAAACAAUCAAGAGUCUUUACAAAUAGCAGCUGGCAUUCAGAAGCAGUGGUUCCAGCUGGGAGAGAAACUGCUCAAUCGCCAUCGAACCAUGGAUGGAGAUCAGGCCCCUGAGCAGAAAGCAAUGGAGGACGUGAAUAACAGAGUACGGCAAUUGUCUGAACAGUACAGGAGAAGAGUGGAGGGUGAAAAUGGAGUUGCUGGAGCCCUUGUGACAUUUUGUGGCAGCUUGGAGAGCUGGUCCCAACAGCUUUAUUCUCUUAAAGCAGCGCCUCAUGGAAUAAGAGAAUCUGAUUGGCUGAAUGUAUACCAGCAAAUCCCGGAGUGGAUAACGCUUGCAGAUCGAGCCUUGUGUCUCAUUGGCAGCCCUUCAUCAGGAGAAGAACCUACUUUAAAUCCAGAUGAAAAGUACGACAGAGUCUUACUGGAAGAUGUCUUCAGAAUGGUGCAGCAAUGGGUUCUGGCUACAUCUAGUGGAACAGAGAGGGACAUUACCCAUCUCACACACGAGGUCUCAAGUCUUCACACGGCUAUGGUGCAGCAUAUGGUCAAUACAUUGAUACUUUUGACACCUGAUUAUCCAUCUGAGUCUGGCACUCUCUUUGAGUUUGUGGAUGAAGAAGUUACUGAUGUCACUGCUCAGCAAUUACAAGAAGAAGCACUUACACUGUAUGAAAAAGUGAACCGAUUCUCCUACUACAUUAUUAGCUGUUGUCAGGAGAUGGUGGAGAAGAUUUCUAUGGAAAAAGCGGCUCUGACCAAGGAUGAUCCUGAUUAUGAUUUAGGGGAGAUAGAGACUAUCAAGAACUCGUGUAAGGAGUGGAUUGAAACCUGCCAACUGCUUACAUCUCAUAUCACAGCGCCUUCUGUUUCCUCAGUGACAUCACUCAGCCUAAAUGACAUCAAUAGUUCUGAGGGCGUGAAGUUACAAGUACGUACAGCGAGGCUUCAACGCGAUGCAGCAAAGCUUGGCAAUGACGGUCCAAGUGAAUCCCCUAGAGAAAAGAAAAAGGAAACUAUACCCACCCAGCAGGAUCAGAUAACACAAACCACAAGGCCAGCAACAAAAGAAAUAAUGGCUUCUGAGCAAGAUGUAAUGAGGGUCAUAGGCCAUGAUGGGAACAUUCACAAGAAACCACUAAUGGGAGAGGAAAGUCCUGUGUCCCCUGAGAACGCUCUGAAAGCUAGCAGGCCGGGAACCCCCAGGUCCAUAGAAGCUUUUGAUUCUUUGAUCUCACUGGAACAAAUGCAAAAGCGUCUCCUACUCGCAGAGCAGAGAGCUCAGGAGGCAGAGGAAAGGUCAGAGUGUUUAGACGAGCAGUUGAAAAUAGCUUUGCAAAAGAUCCAGGAACUGGAGAAAAUACAAGCGAGAGCUGGACCCAGGGAAGAAAGCAGCAAGGAGCAAGAGGAGCUUUCCACUCCCUCACAAGUUUCGGAGCCAAAGAUCACUCCUGUGACUCAAAUUAAGAAGAGGACAAAAUCAGGAAAAGUUAAACAGCAGAAAUAAAAGUGAACGAAACGAGAUUUUGUAUACAUAACAUUGGUGUAGUUAUGAUUUUUAAUUAAAAUCCAUUUGUUCACCAGAUUUAACGAUCAACCCACAUAAACUUGACAAAUGUAGAAACUAUAGAAAGCUAACGGCUUUCAGAAUUUUUCUUCUUUUAUUCAUUACUUGUCAAAACUCAUAAGAAGCCUAGAACCCUUGUCAGCUGACAUCAGUACACUCCGACAUUCAAACUCAGAGUAAAUAAUAAGGUAUCAUCUGUUAGUGAAUCUUCUCACAAUGGAGUCAUUCUGUGCGCAGACUGCAAAUGUAACGUGUACCUGAGCUAAAGUUAAUGUCCACACAAAACUAUAGUUCUUUGAUCAUGGAUAAUUUUUAUAUCUCAAUUUAACAAACAAUCAAGUGACCCCCAUUACACAAAAGAUCAAAUCCGCUCUCCAGUAUAUACAUUGUGAUUAAACAAAAUAUAUAUUGUGAUUUUGCUUUUCCUGGGUUUUCAAGGAAAAAUUCAACACUGUGAAUGGGAAAUUAUGCUUAAAUGGUUUACAAGAAAUAUUUUAUAAUAAAGAUUUUAUUUAUUUAACGUGAUUUUGAUUCAAGCACUAUUUUGCAUAGGGUUACUAGGAUAAAAAAAAUUUUUUUUCCAAAUUUAAAUAGGGAUAUACCCAUACCACAAUAUAAGCAUAAACAACAAAGAAAAAAACAGGAAUUCAAUUUCUGUUUGAAACAAAAUAAAAA
This is a messenger RNA of Spea bombifrons (plains spadefoot toad), 3930 nucleotides long. RefSeq names its product axonemal dynein light chain domain containing 1 (gene AXDND1). Lineage: Eukaryota; Metazoa; Chordata; Amphibia; Anura; Pelobatidae. Bases 88 to 3195 code for a protein of 1035 amino acids. The transcript has 25 exons. The record is from RefSeq and is a predicted model, not a curated record.